Cannabis sativa is the source of this 1362-nucleotide messenger RNA. RefSeq names its product disease resistance protein RPM1-like. The transcript has a single exon. The coding region runs from base 1 to 1362 and encodes 453 amino acids. The record is from RefSeq and is a predicted model, not a curated record. Lineage: Eukaryota; Viridiplantae; Streptophyta; Magnoliopsida; Rosales; Cannabaceae.
AUGAAUAUACAAAGCUUUUUUCUGUUUUCUUCAUUUCUCAAUAAAAGAUACAGAGAUGGAAGAAUCAAAAGUUGUCGAGUUCACGAUAUCUUAAGGGAAACUAUGCUUCUUAAAUCCAAAGAACAAAGUUUUGCAGUAGUAACUAAUAAAGAGAGUAACAGAAGAUUACCUGAAAGAGUUCGACGCCUAUCUCUUCAUGAAGGAACAAAACUAGAUCCAUUCGGGGACAAUGAACUAUCACAACUGCGCUCCUUGCUCGUUUUCACCAAAGAAAUUGAUGUUUGGAAUAAUUUCAAGUCUUCAUUCUCUGAAGAGGGGUCAAAACUUCUCAAGGUGUUGGAUUGUACAUAUGCACCUAUGACCACAUUUCCACAACAUAUCACAAAGCUAUACCAUUUGAGGUACCUAAGUUUAAGAGAUACCAAUGUAAGUUCAAUUCCACCCUCUAUUUCAAAUCUUCAACACCUUGAAACAUUAGAUCUUAAAAGUACUCUUGUAAGACAGCUACCUAGUGAGAUUUUAAGAUUACAUUGUCUGCGAAAUCUAACCAUUUAUGAUCAUAAAGGUUCAGGUUUUAAGGCUUUAAAAGGAAUGAACUCACUUUCAUCCUUGAGAAAACUAUGUUUUGUUGAGGCAAAACUUGGUGAUAUUGAGCUUUUGGUAUCCAUACAAAAGCUUACACAAUUAACGAAUUUAGGCAUCCUUAAACUUGGAGUUGAGCAUAAGGAUGCAUUAUUCUCUUCACUUCAUGAAUUAAAGUAUCUUCGUUCAUUACAUUUGUAUUCAAGAACAGAAGAUGAAGAAGAAGUCUUUAAUUUGCAGCUUAAAUCAUUGUCAUCUCUUCGAUUACUUCAAAGACUAUACAUUCGUGGACGCGUGGAGAAAUCAGUAGAAGGACUACAAGACCUUACAAACUUGUCUAAAAUACGUUUGGUUGGUUGUAAGUUGCAGGUAGAUCCACUAAAGUCAUUACAAGAUUUGCCCAAUUUAGUAUCACUUGAGCUUUUCAAAGGAGCUUAUGAUGGGGAGUCACUAUGUUUUAAAGCUUGGAGUUUCUUAAAACUCGAAAAGCUUUAUAUUGACGAAAUGGAUAAGUUAAGAAGGGUGAUUGUGGAAGACAAAGCAUUGUCUCAUCUGAAAAUUAUGUGGUUGAAAGAUUGCAAAUUGGUGAACAAAUUACCAUUAGGAAUUGAACUCUUAAGAAGCCUUGAAGUUCUUAAUUUGAUCAAUUUGGGUGUAGAAUUGAUAGAAACUAUAUACAAUGGAAGUCAACAUGAGAACUACUUGAAAGUAAAACACAUUUCAAAUGUGUUCAUUGGCAAGUGGAAUAUUGAAACAGGAUUUCAAGGUCAAAGGCUUUAA